Messenger RNA from Neurospora tetrasperma FGSC 2508, 338 nucleotides. RefSeq lists its product as uncharacterized. The coding region runs from base 66 to 248 and encodes 60 amino acids. Lineage: Eukaryota; Fungi; Ascomycota; Sordariomycetes; Sordariales; Sordariaceae. The transcript has a single exon. The record is from RefSeq and is a predicted model, not a curated record.
AAGGAUGUUAAACUCCAAUUCGAUGUUUUGUCGUUUGAGGGCUGCACUUUAGGUCGGCCAAAAUUAUGGUCGGAUUGAUUGACGGGAAGAAGGUGAGGUCGAGAUCGCAGAUCGUUUGCGAGCGAUUGUGUGCCAACAAGGGAAAACCAAGCAGCCAAGCUGGGCUAGGUAGGUAUACCGCGAGGCAAGGGACUGUGUACUGCACUGCAGGUGCGGGGUGGGAUGAAAGGGCCAAAAGCAAGAGCUAAAGCCUCCAAAGAAGGACAAGAGGACACCGGCUGCGAGAAUGCAAUUCUUGUAAAGAACGAAGGCACCGGAGGCAGGAGAAUUGAAGAAAC